This is a messenger RNA of Triticum dicoccoides, 1663 nucleotides long. RefSeq names its product putative receptor-like protein kinase At4g00960. Gene Ontology annotation, molecular function: ATP binding; protein kinase activity. Lineage: Eukaryota; Viridiplantae; Streptophyta; Magnoliopsida; Poales; Poaceae. Gene Ontology annotation, biological process: protein phosphorylation. The transcript is spliced from 7 exons. The record is from RefSeq and is a predicted model, not a curated record. The coding region runs from base 155 to 1510 and encodes 451 amino acids.
UCACCUCCUCAUCUUCAUUCUUCCAAUCCCCGCCGACGAUCGAGCAAACCACUCUGCUCCGCUCCAUCGUCGCCUUCCGCUCGCUCAUCCUUCUCCAGGUCAGGAAGAGGAUCGUCCAGUGAGCCUGCUGGGUGGGAAAUAGCCGCACCGUAGCAUGGAUAUUCAACUCCAUGAGAUCGAAGUUAUCACAAACAAAUUUGCCAAGGAACAGAAAGUCGGCAGCGGUGGCUACGGAGAUGUUUACAGGGCCACUCAUAAAGGAGAAGAAAUUGCCGUGAAGAAGCUCCAUCAAUUGCACGGACUCGAUGAUAAGCAGUUCCAUGCCGAAUACCGUAACCUUCGUGAGGUACGCCACCAAAACGUUGUUCGGCUAAUUGGCUACUGCUACGAGACUCGGAAGAAAUACAUGGAGCACAAUGGGGAGCUUGUCUUCGCUAACGUUAUGGAGCGAGUUCUCUGUUUCGAAUAUAUGCACGGCGGAAGCCUCGAUAAACACAUUCAAGAUAAAUCUUGUGGACUUGAGUGGCCCACAUGUUACAAGAUCAUUAAAGGUACUAGUGAGGGACUAAAUCACCUUCACAACUCCCAGGGAAAACAUAUUUACCAUCUAGACUUAAAGCCUGGAAAUAUUUUGUUGGAUGAAAGUAUGACGCCCAAAAUUGGAGAUCUUGGUUUGUCACGACUCGUUGCUUCAACAAAAACGCGACAAACAGAGAUGCGCGAUGGAACAGUCGGGUUCGUGCCACCGGAGUACAUAAACGGUGGCUUUAUAUCAAAGAAGUUUGAUGUGUUCAGUUUGGGCGUCAUAAUUAUAAAAAUAUUGGCCGGGGAGAAGAACUACAUCCGGUGUUCCGAAAUGCCCCCGGAACAGUUUAUCCAGCUUGUCAGUGAAAACUGGACGAAAAAGUUGCAGGAAAAGGCAGGACAUUCCUCACACGAGAUAGACAUCCUAGGAGUGACGUCAUGUGUUGGGAUUGCACUGAGGUGUGUGGACGAGGACAGAAACAAAAGGCCAUGUAUCAAGGACAUCGUCCAUGAACUGGAUCAACUGGAAGCUAAGCUUAAAGCAAUGUCACUAGCUUCUGAUGUGUCAAAAGACCUCACUGCUGGCCAGAGAAGCUGUGACACCAACAUUCUGUCCGUGGAUCCGACCAUGGAGCUGCGGUUCCCCUUUGAGCAAGGGAAGGAGGCAUCGUGCUGCCUGCAGCUGACCAACAAGACGGGUGGCUUCAUUGCAUUCAACAUAGAGAUCAACCCGAACAAGUACCGUGUGCGGCCAAGCCAAGGGACCAUGCCGCCAUGCUCCAGGCGUUAUGUUGUCGUGACGCUGUCAGCGCAAGAGGCGGCGCCGCAAUACAUGCGAUGCGAGGACAUGCUCCUCGUGCAGAGCACCAACAUCACCCAAGAUCUGGGUGAGAUGAAUUAUCAAGUAUUGUUCGAGGCAGCCAUGGCAAGUAAGGUGGUUGAUGUGGUGCAGCUGCCGAUCGUUUAUGUUACACUGGACCAGUAGCCUCCACCAAGAACCAGGAGUGCCUCUGGUGGCAGAGCGAUGUGUUGGUAAAUUCAGAUAAAUGUUGAGUUGUUGUUUGGGAAAAGGUGUUGUUUUGAGGUCUGUUUAAUUGUAUGUUCUUCGAUUAUGUUGACUUUGAUUAGCUACUGAAAA